UCUAGAUAUGAAUCUAUAAGUAAUUGGUCUGAAAGUCAUCACUCUAGAUCCAAAAGUCCUUAUUCUGAAAGUAAUCAGUCUGAAAGUCAUCACCUUAGAUCUGAAAGUUCUUAUUCUAAAAAUAAUCAGCCUGAAAGUUAUCACUCUAGAUCCAAAAGUCCUUAUUCUAAAAGUAAUCGGCCUGAAAAUUCAAAAGUCUUUAUUCCAGAAAGCAAUCGGUCUAAAAGCUAUCAUUCUAGAUCCAAAAGUCCUUAUUCCAGAAGCACUCGGUCUGAAAAUAAUAAAUUAAUGUCUACAAGUCCUCGUUCUAAAAACAAUCGGUCUGAAAGUCAUCGUCCAAGUUCCAAAAGUCUUUAUUCCAGAAGCAAUCAGUCUGAAAGCUAUCAUUCUAGAUCCAAAAGUCCUUAUUCCAGAAGCACUCGAUCUGAAAAUAAUAAAUUAAUGUUCACAAGUCCUCGUUCUAAAAACAAUCGGUCUGAAAGCUAUUAUUCUAGAUCCAAAAGUCCUUAUUCCAGAAGCAGUCGGUCUAAAAGCUAUCAUUCUAGAUCCAAAAGUCCUUAUUCCAGAAGCAUUUGGUCUGAAAAUAAUAAAUUAAUAUCUACAAGUCCUCGUUCUAAAAAUGAUCGGUCUGAAAGUCAUCGUUCAAGUUCCAAAAGUCCUUAUUCCAGAAGCACUCGGUCUAAAAAUAACAAAUCCAUAUCUAAAAGUCCUUAUUCUAGAAGUGAUCUGUCUGAAAGUCAUCGUUCUAGGUUCAAAAGUCCUCAUUCUAAAAAUUAUCAACCUGAAAUUCGGCAUCGCAUAUCCAAGAGCCCUUGUUCUAGAAAUUAUAGAUCUGAAAGUCAUCGUCCCAGAUCUAGAAGUCCUCGUUAUAAAAAUAAUUGGGCUGAAAAUCACUCUAGCGAAGGAUAUAAAAUUGAUAAAUUAUUAAUUCGAUUUAUUUACAUAUACAUUAACAAUUCUUAUUCAUAUAACUAUAGAUUUCAAUUAAAUUUAUAUGUAAAAUCUUCAAAGCCAACUGCAUUAGAAAAAAGCUCUAGUUCUAGUUUAAAGACAACCAGACGAAGACAUAGUUCACCAAGAAUAACUAGACAAAGUCGCAUUUAUGAUACAAGCUUUUACAAUAAGGAACAAAGAGCUCCAUUUAAAGCUCCAAAAUGGACGAUUAGUGGGUAUAAUGGUUCAUUAAAAAUGGUGAUGCAAAAGGCCUGCAAAUGA
Molecule: messenger RNA, 1215 nt
Organism: Racocetra fulgida
Lineage: Eukaryota; Fungi; Glomeromycota; Glomeromycetes; Diversisporales; Gigasporaceae
Source: the annotation of a GenBank genome assembly